Pollicipes pollicipes is the source of this 699-nucleotide messenger RNA. RefSeq names its product IgA FC receptor. The record is from RefSeq and is a predicted model, not a curated record. The transcript is spliced from 5 exons. NCBI's taxonomy places the organism in Eukaryota, Metazoa, Arthropoda, Thecostraca, Pollicipedomorpha, Pollicipedidae. The coding region runs from base 1 to 699 and encodes 232 amino acids. Gene Ontology annotation, molecular function: nucleic acid binding.
AUGUCCAUCCUGGACAGUACCACCAAGCGGGCCGGCGAUCGAGUGGGCGUGGACUUCCUCGCACCCUUGGCGGUGAAGAGACAGCGUAAAAGGGAGAAGGGAUAUGGCUGUCUGUUCACCUGCCUGUCCAUUCGAGCAGUCCACAUCGAGCUGGCUCACUCGCUGGACACCGACUCACUCAUCAUGACGAUGAGACGCAUGAUGGCGAGACGCGGCAAGACCAAGCUGUCGCUGCAGCGGUGGAACCACGCCAAGAUGGCUGACACGCUGUCACAAGAAAGCGUGGAGUGGAAGUUCAACCCUACGGCCGCGCCCCACUUCGGCGGCGUGUUCGAGCGUCUGGUGCGCUCAGCCAAACGUGCCCUGUCGGCCGUGCUGGGCGACAGGGUUGUGGAUGACGAGACGCUUCGGACGGUGGUUACCGAAGCCGAGGCUUUCCUCAACGGCCGACCGCUGACGCACCCGUGGGAGCCGCCCAAGCCACUGGAUGCCAUGGAGCCGCCGGAGCUACCCAAGCCCCAGGGCCAUCUGGAGCCGCCCGAGCCGCCCAAGCCGCCGGAGGCCACGGAGCUGCCGGAGUCGCCCAAGCCCCCGAACGGCCCAGAGCCGCCGGGGCCGCCCAAGCCGCCGGAGGCCACGGAGCCGGACCACCCACCAGAGCAGCUGGCGAUGGCGCUCCAUCCAAAGGAGACAUAUUAA